AUGCCGGCCUCUGGGGCCAUGUCUAGUACAAACGUUGACACAACAUGUAAGGCAGCCGGUCACGUCACACCGUGUGCCGGUACAACCUGCCAAGGGGACUGCGUCCUGCUGCCCAACCUGAACAAUUGCAGCUGGCCGAUGGACCAGCUGGCUAAAGCAGUGUGCGGCGGCGGCCACGCCUCGCAGUGCCCUCCACUGGACCAGACGUACAUCGUCAUGCAAGACUCCUGGCGGGAAGGUUCAGCCUGCGGAGUUGAGAUGGCUGGCUGUCCCUCAGGCUAUCUCACUGGUCCUACGUGCUACUGCGCCACUGGCAACGACCACAGUGACAGAUACGCACUUUGUGCCCGAGCUCUCGGAGAGGACCCAGGCUAG
This is a messenger RNA of Branchiostoma belcheri (Belcher's lancelet), 375 nucleotides long. RefSeq lists its product as uncharacterized. The record is from RefSeq and is a predicted model, not a curated record. Lineage: Eukaryota; Metazoa; Chordata; Leptocardii; Amphioxiformes; Branchiostomatidae. The coding region runs from base 1 to 375 and encodes 124 amino acids. The transcript has 2 exons.